ACAUAUAUUUUCACAGUCCUUUUCAUUGUUUCAGGUGAGUCCUUUGAAAUUAUCAGAUUCAUAUUCUGUGCUGCUAAGCACCAGAAUAUGUUUUUGCCCUAGAACUCAGAAUUAAAACUCAGAUGGCACAUUGGAUGAGGCAACAAGAAAAGAUCUUUUUACAGACACCUUCUGUAAAGUGUGUGGAGCUGUGCUACAAUUUGAGUCUCAAAGGAUUUCACACUAUGUGGUGACUAAUGUAUCAUGGAGCUACAUGUACUACUGCAAUGCAGGGACGUGGGCAUAAAAGUGGUGAGGAGAUAUCACCCCAAAUUUAAAAUCUGUAGAAACAGCUGAUCCUCCACACUGUGAGGCAGGAUGCACCAGUCUGGGAGGCAGAGGAGCUGGGUUCUAGUCUUGGUUCUACAGUGGACUUGCUCUGCGACCUGAGGGCAAAAAGCAUGCUCAGAAAGUUCGACUUUAUUUCCAAGUACACGGUGAGCAAGAUGAGGGGCAAAAGUCUGGAAAACAGAAGAAGACCGAUUAUAUCAACUUUCAGAUGGAUGGAAGUGGAGUAGUGGAUAAAAACAAAUACUGCAGUCUCUGCAAUAUGAUUUUUACUUCCCCAGUUGUUGCUCAGUCUCAUUACGUGGGGAAAAUCCAUGCCAAAAAGCUAAGGCAAUUAGCAGGAGACCAAGCUCAGAUGCUAGCACAGAGCACCCAGCCAGAAACUGCAAGUCCACCCACUGGUCCUUCUGCAUUGCCAACACCCCAGCAGCCCUCAGCAGAGAAGUCCUCACAAGACAUAGAGACUGAAGAGUCUGCAUCAUCCUCCAGUACGACUUCAGAUUUAAAUGAUCCAGACAAGUAUUGCAAGCUCUGUUCAGCUCCCUUCAAUAACCCACUGAUGGCCCAUCAGCACUAUGUUGGUAAGAAGCACAAAAGGAAUGAAUUGCGGAAGAAAAUGGUGAAGGACCUGGGGGAUGAAGCUCUUCCUGCAGAAUCCAGUGCAAAUGUCGGGGUUGGUAACUACAUAUGUCCUAUAUGUAACAUCACCCUUACCUCUAUAGAAAUGUACCAGUCCCACAUGCAAGGAAAUAAACAUCAGAUUAAAGAAACCAUGGUUGUCAAUCUCAUAAAGAAUUCAAAGAAAACAUAUGACUCCUUUCAAGAUGAAUUAGCUGAUUACAUCAAAGUGCAGAAAGCAAGAGGCCUGGAACCAAAAACAUAUUUCAGAAAAACAGAGGAAGAUGAGUUUAAGACCAGUGAAUUUGAAGAAAACAAUUACCAUGACGACACUGUACCUUUGGAUGUCACGUUUGAACAAGACGAGUAUUCCAGCCCUCUUUCAGAAACGUGGACAUCAAAUGCUGUUGAAAACAGACUGCCAUGCUGGUCGCCAGCUCAUGAGACUAGGCUAAGACUAGAAAACACACUUACAUGUCACUACAGCAAGGAACGUUAUUUGGAAAUGACAUCAUCUCAGGUGACUUCCUACAGAGGUGACAGCUAUGGCCCAGAAUCAAAAGAAUCGGGUGACUGCUAUGACCACGUCUCUUCUGAUACAAGCACCAGCUCUCAUAAGAAAGAACAAAAGGUUCAGAGGAAACAAGACAAGGAGGAACACCACUUUGGAAAAGAAGUGAAACAUGAGAAAGAGCCCACAAAGCAGAAAAGGAAGGCAAACAAUGAAGACACUGAUCCUGGAAAGGAAAGUGAGAAGCAAAAGCAAAGGAAGGUUGAUACAGACUCAGCAAUUGAGAAGAAGUCAAAGCACAGUAAAGAUAAAAGACUUAAAGAAAUAGCCACUGAAAAGGAGAGCAGAAAACACAAAAAGGGUAAAAAGAAGCCCCAAAUUGAUGGCAAAACGGAUGAGGAGAUACUUUGGGAUGAGUCUAUACUGGGAUACUGAUUAUGUUUUAAUUAACAAUAAGAAGUCAUCUCACUUUUUAGUCUCUUAACCAUGGUGUACUAUAUUAUGAUUCAUUUUUUUUAAAGAAAAAAACAAACUUUUUGGUCCCAGUCUUUGAAGCGGGUGACAGCCUAUCUUCUGAAACUAUCAGGUAGUAGAUAGGAAUCUGUUUUUACUAAUCUUACACACACCGCAGUUAUGCAACAGUCUGUAUGAACUUCAAAUCUAGGUCAGCAGUUUACAACAUUCAUUUUGGAGUUCCAUCACUGUGUAUUGUUUCUUCCAAAUAAUAUUCAAAUACUAGAAGUAAAGACACAGAGUAUGGAGGGUUUCUUUCAUUCUUCCAGCAUACCAAAGCUUGUAAAAUUGAAAAUAAGUACACAAUAUUCUCGACCAUUUCUGUAUGUGUUUCACUAAAGGAUUUUAAAGAAGAAUGUGAGCCUAUUUAGGCUUUGGGUUCCAAUUCUUAUUCACUAUUGUUGUUUUUUCACCCAGCUCUGAGGGUGGAAAGAGAAAGGGUCUUUAUUAAACAUGCGACUGAUUGUAAGA
Gavialis gangeticus (Gharial) is the source of this 2440-nucleotide messenger RNA. RefSeq names its product lysine rich coiled-coil 1 (gene KRCC1). The transcript has 8 exons. The record is from RefSeq and is a predicted model, not a curated record. Lineage: Eukaryota; Metazoa; Chordata; Crocodylia; Gavialidae. Bases 539 to 1891 code for a protein of 450 amino acids. Gene Ontology annotation, molecular function: zinc ion binding; nucleic acid binding.